AUGUCGAAGGAAUUGAUUAAAGGCGUGCUUGACUUGGACCCCUGGUUGGAGCCCUAUUCCAAGCCAUUGAUUGACCGCCAGGUGGCGUUCAAAAACAAGCACAAGGAGCUUGGCCUGCUUAUCGAGUAUGCCAAUUCCUACCAGACUUACGGGGUUCAUGCUCUUCCCGAUAAGCUGAUCAAAGUGGUCCAGUACGUGCCUGAUGUCAGGGAAGUGCUGAUCGUGGGUGACUUUAACCAUUGGGAUCCGGAGGCUCACAAACUUAAACGUGUCAACGACUACGGCAAGUGGGAAUUGACCAUUCCUCCGGCCAAUGGUGACUUUGCUAUUCCUCAUGACUCCAAAUACAAGUUGUCAAUGGUCACCAACCUGGGUGAAAGAUUAUACAGAGUCGAUCCGUGGGUGAAGCGGGCUACACCCCCGGCGCGGGACUCUCUGCUGGUGGCGUACGAAGGGCGGUUCUGGAACCCAACCCACAAGUACCAAUUUACCAACCGUCACCCCAAGUUCAACAACAAAGAAGGAAUCCGGAUUUACGAAGCUCACGUGGGUAUCUCUACCCCGGAAGCGGGCGUGGGUACCUACAAGAACUUUACUCAAAAUGUGUUGCCAAUUAUCCUGAAAUUGGGAUACAAUACCAUUCAGUUGAUGGCAAUUAUGGAACACGCUUACUAUGCCUCGUUUGGCUACCAAGUGACCAACUUCUUUGCCGCGUCUUCCAGAUACGGUACUCCAGAAGACCUCAAGGAGCUCAUCGAUACUGCUCACGGCAUGGGUAUUCAAGUAUUGCUUGAUGUUGUGCACUCUCAUUCGUCAAAGAAUGUGGAAGACGGGUUGAACAUGUUCAACGGUACCGACUACUACCUUUUCCACCUGGGUGGCCGUGGUAACCACGAUCUUUGGGAUCUGAGAUUGUUCAAUUACAACCAUCCUGAAACGUUGCGUUUCUUAUUGUCUAACCUCAAGUAUUACCUUGACACCUUUCACUUUGAUGGUUUCAGAUUUGAUGGGGUAACGCUGAUGUUAUACAAGCACCAUGGGUUAUCGUUUGGUUUCUCUGGUGACUACAACGAGUACUUCAACCCCGAAUGGGUGGAUGAUGAAGCCAUUACCUACCUCCUUCUCGCGCAUCAAUUGUUCGGUGAUAUUACCAAUGAGGAUGGCUACAAGAUCACCUCAAUUGCGGAAGAUGUGCUGGGGAUGCCGACUCUUUGUCUUCCCAUCAAGGAUGGUGGGAUUGGGUUCGACUACCGUUUGCUGAUGGCCAUCCCUGAUAUGUGGAUCAAGAUCUUGAAGCAUUUGCAGGACGAACAGUGGUCGAUGGGCGAUAUCACCUACACGCUCACCAACCGUCGUCAUGGGGAAAAGUGUAUCGCGUACUGUGAAUCCCACGACCAAGCCCUUGUCGGUGACAAGACCAUCGCUUUCUGGUUGAUGGACGCAGAAAUGUACACCAACAUGCUGGUGUUGCUGCCGCUUACGCCUGUCAUUGACCGUGGUAUCGCUCUUCACAAGUUGGCUCGGUUGGUGACGUUCUCCUUAGGUGGUGAGGGCUACCUCAACUUUGAAGGUAAUGAGUUUGGUCACCCCGAAUGGCUUGAUUUCCCCCGUGAAGGCAACCAAGAAAGUUACCACUACGCUAGACGUCAAUUCAACUUGAUUGAAGAUGACUUGUUGCGGUACAAGUUCUUGUUUGCUUUUGACGCGGCCAUGCAACAUUUGGACCGUGACUACGGGGUGCUCAAAGCUCCUCAAGCGUACGUGCUGCUAAAGCACGAAUUGGACAAGUUGCUCGUGUUUGAACGGAACGGGCUCUUGUUUGUCAUCAACUUCCACCCGACUCAGUCGUUUGCUGAUUACAAGAUCGGGGUGGAGACUCCCGGCAAAUACAAGAUAGUCCUCGACCUGGACCGCGAGGAGUUUGGUGGUCACAACCGCGUUGACGACAACACCGAAUUCUUCACCGAACCGGGUACCUGGAACGACCGCGCCAACUCGUUGAUGGUAUACGUUCCCCAACGUACUGCGCUUGUGUUGGCCAAGGUUGACUAA
Molecule: messenger RNA, 2052 nt
Organism: Diutina rugosa
Lineage: Eukaryota; Fungi; Ascomycota; Pichiomycetes; Serinales; Debaryomycetaceae
Gene: GLC3
Product: 1,4-alpha-glucan branching enzyme
Exons: 1
Coding region: 1-2052 (683 amino acids)
Biological process (GO): glycogen biosynthetic process
Cellular component (GO): cytoplasm
Molecular function (GO): hydrolase activity, hydrolyzing O-glycosyl compounds; cation binding; 1,4-alpha-glucan branching enzyme activity
Source: RefSeq, a predicted model, not a curated record